This is a messenger RNA of Capsicum annuum, 2021 nucleotides long. RefSeq names its product altered inheritance rate of mitochondria protein 25. The transcript has 12 exons. The record is from RefSeq and is a predicted model, not a curated record. Gene Ontology annotation, molecular function: phospholipid scramblase activity. Gene Ontology annotation, cellular component: plasma membrane. Bases 227 to 1498 code for a protein of 423 amino acids. NCBI's taxonomy places the organism in Eukaryota, Viridiplantae, Streptophyta, Magnoliopsida, Solanales, Solanaceae. Gene Ontology annotation, biological process: plasma membrane phospholipid scrambling.
UUAUUUUCUUUUCUCUCUGAAAAAAUAUAAACUUAUUUGCUCGGGAACAAGAGUGUAUACGGAAAAAUUCUCGCUAAAACAGUACCGGGCACCAACCCGACCCGACCCGACCCUAUCCGAUCCGUUCAUCCUCCAUUUCUUUCUAGUAACUUCCAAGAAGCAAUUUCACCUUUUUCCAGCAAAUUCGACGACCAACACUUUUGAUAUUCAGACUCGUUAUGCGAAGAUGAGCUGGAGAAAGGGUUUUCGUUGUUUAGCCAAGCAAUACAAGUGCAGAUCAUCAGAAAGUUCCGUGACAAAUGAGCAUUGGAAUGGGAUUUUUGUUUUUGAAAACAGUUCUUUUGUCCACUCACAAUCACAAAGAAGAUACCUAUCGUCUUUGUUUAAUCAAAGUGGAAAUCUUUUUAAGGAAUUGACCUUUGAAGGAAAUAUGCCAGGGAGGGUUAGGCUACCUGGAUUUGUUUCUGGCAUUGCCCGAGGGGCAGGACCAGGUGCAGUUGUUGUAUCUCGCCAAUACGGGAAGAAGUCGGGAGAUGGUCCUGAUUUGAGCAGAGAGUUUUUUGUGCAGCUUUGGCUUGCUGACAAAAGGAAACAAAGAUCUGAAAGAAAACAAAAAAGAAAAUUGAGAAAUAUUCUAGACCAGAGAGGAACAGGUUUCGACACAUCUUUCCAAGCUCCGUCUGGAAAAUGGUUCUCAGGUGCCUCCAUUCCAGAAGAGACAUCUCACAGCAAAGUCAAGCCAAUUCUCAAGCAACCACCUACAAGCCAAUCUGUGACAGGUAUUUUGGAGCCAUCAUCACUUGAGGAGGUCAAGGUUGCACCUCUUCUUGCAAGAUCUAACUUGCUGAUAACAAGAGAUAUAGAGUGGGCUAAUCUCAUGCUUGGUUUUGAGCAAGAAAACAGAUAUGCAAUUAUGGAUGUCUGCUUCCCACAAGCGCCUGUAGGUUUUAUUCGUGAAAAAAGUAAUCUCCUUGCAAGACAGGCGCUUCGUACAAGGCGCCCAUUUGUGGCUUCCAUAACUGAUGGCUUGGGCAAUGAGCUCUUCAGGGUUCGGAGGCCCUUUUGGUGGAUCAACAGCUCAAUUUAUGCAGAGAUAAAUGGACAAGAGGUUGGUGUUGUACACAGAAGAUGGCAUCUCUGGAGGAGAAUUUAUGAUUUGUACUUGGGGAAUAAGCAGUUUGCUGUUGUUGAAAAUCUUGGCUUGUGGAAUUGGACAUUUACUUUGAAGGACAUCGAUGGGAAUGUGCUGGCUCAGAUAGAUCGUGAUUGGAGAGGUUUUGGUUUUGAGAUUUUCACUGAUGCUGGCCAGUAUGUGAUUCGGUUCGGGAAUGCAGAUUCUAGUAUAUGUCCUGUUACAGGGAUUGAAGAGUUGAAUGUGGCUCGACCGUUAAGCCUAUCAGAAAGAGCUGUAGCUGUUGCACUUGCUAUAUCUCUUGAUAAUGAUUACUUCUCAAGACAUGGCGGCUGGGGAAUACCGUUAUUUGUAAUGGGGGAAUGAGAUUAAAUGUAUACUUCACCAGACCCCCUUUUCUCGAAAUCUCUACAGCAUUCCUCGUUCCGUUUAUGAUCACCCAUCGGUCAGGUAUGCACUGGUUCCACUUUCAAGAAUUUGUCGAUGUAGUCUGUUCACCUUAUUAGGCUUAUGAUGAUGAUGAUGAUGAAAGUCUUCACUCUGGCGUAAGAUCCCACCCUAUCGCGUUUUUGAUGGGCACGUUAUGUGAUAUCGAGGCAUUUUUGCUAAAAACUUCGACUUGCUGUCACUGUCCUUGAACUUCUACUGCUUGCUUUUUCUACUGAGAAUCAACACGAAAUGUUAUGUUAUGUCAUGUCACAGUAUCGGUUCGAAAUGUAUACCUGCUGAAACUUUGCUCGGGCUCUCCGAACAUGUUGCCGCACCUGUGCCAGAUUCUUCAAAAGUACACUAUUUUUGGACACACACCCGUCGACAUUUUUUAAGAGUUUGAGCACCUUAGGUUGAAAUGACAGAAUGAUUUAUGGUAAAAGCUUUGAUAUUAUGGGUG